Messenger RNA from Penicillium maclennaniae, 978 nucleotides. RefSeq names its product MIND complex subunit MTW1. NCBI's taxonomy places the organism in Eukaryota, Fungi, Ascomycota, Eurotiomycetes, Eurotiales, Aspergillaceae. Gene Ontology annotation, cellular component: nucleus; chromosome, centromeric region. The transcript is spliced from 3 exons. Gene Ontology annotation, biological process: mitotic sister chromatid segregation; protein localization to kinetochore; mitotic cell cycle. The record is from RefSeq and is a predicted model, not a curated record. The coding region runs from base 1 to 978 and encodes 325 amino acids.
AUGAACGAUGCGACGACUUCUUUGCUCACUGAGCACUUUAGCUACACCCCGCUGUCUCUCAUAGAUGAUAUUAUCAAUUCGAUCAACAAUUUGAUAUAUCAGGCUAUCUCCGGCCUGGAGACUAGUUUAAUCGCCACUCCACCCGAGCGCUUAGGCUUCGCGCACGCCAACAACGGUUCUACUAUUCCCGAAACCGACGAAGAUGGCAAUGUUCUCUACCCAGAAGCAAAGCUAGAGUUGGAAAAUGGUUUGCACCAAUUGGAGACACUCCUGGAAGCCAAUGUCGACAAGGCAUUCGACAAGUUUGAAAUUUACGUGCUGAGAAACAUUCUCACUGUACCCGAAGACCUGCUCCCGUGGGUUAGACUCAAGCAUUACCAGGAUCUCUCGUUCACCCCCUCGCCGAACUCACCCACUCCCGAUACCAUCCUCGCGCAGCGCGAGAAGCUGCUCGAAACCCGCAAACUCAACCGAUCGCUGAAAGAUGAAUGCGCCAGAAAUAAUGCGGUUAUAUCUCAGCUAAAGUCCAUACUGUCGACCGUGGAGACCGCCAAACUAGAGAGCGCAGAGACCAAGGCCGCGGGACCGCUGGAUCUCUCCUUCUUGACAUCUAGCCCGGCUGCGCGUCAGCUUCGCGUUGGCGUGGAUGCUGGUGCCAACGUCCGACAUACACCCCUGACGACGAAUACGGCUUUCAUCCUUUCGCAACUUCCUGCGCUACAGGUAACGCUGCAGGGCCUGCGACCUAAGUUGGCUAGUCUGCAAGGCUCUGGGAAGGCAAUGGAGGCCAAAUCGAAGCGUGAUGAACGGAAGGCUUAUAUUGAGAGUCGUAUCAGACUUCACCUUGAACGGGCUGGACAGCUUGCGAUGAGUGAUGAUGGAAACCCAGUCGUAGCAGGUCGUCGCAUCGAAAUCUCCGAGGCACAUGCGCUUGAAAACGUGACCAAGAUGUUGACACAGGAACCCAAACUCUCUUAG